GUAUUGUAUGUAAAAGACCUCUCUCUCACUCCCAAGAAGCUCCCACAGCUUGAUCCAGAGGGAAGAGAAUGGAGAGAGAAACGCCGGUGAGGAAGCCUCACACUUCCACCGCCGAUCUGCUCACUUGGUCGGAGGCUCCUCCUUCCGACCACGCCGCCGCCGCCGCCGCUACUCUCUCCGCCUCUCGCUCUCACCAGCUCAGAGCUGAUGGAAUCAGUAAGGUACUCUCCGGCGCUCAGAUCACCGACGAGGAAGCCCAGGCACUCAACAAAACGAAGAACUGUUCCGGGUACAAGUUGAAAGAGAUGAAUGGUAGUGGCAUAUUCUCUGGGAAAGGAAACGAUGUGGUCGAAUCUGAAGCUGCUAGUCCGAGCAACAAGACGGGUCUCCGCUACUAUCAGCAAACCUUGAACGGAAUGAGCCAGAUAUCUUUCAGUGCCGAUGGGUCUGUUUCUCCCAAGAAACCAACCACUCUACCCGAGGUUGCGAAGCAACGAGAGCUGAGCGGGAGCUUACAGGCUGAACCCGACUCUAAGAACAAGAAGCAGACAUCGGAUGCCAAGAUCAAAGAGAUAAGUGGUCACGACAUAUUUGGACCUCCCCCCGAAAUCCAACCACCUCGCUCCUUGUCUGCUGCUUUACACUCACAGGGAACCAAAGAAAGCAGAGACAUGGGGGAGCCCGCACCAAGGACCUUACGAACAUCUGUUAAAGUUUCCAAUCCUGCAGGAGGACAAAGCAACAUCCUGUUUGGGGAGGAACAAGGGGUGAAGACAUCGAAGAAGAUACACAACCAGAAGUUCCAGGAACUGAGCGGGAACGGCAUAUUCAAAGGGGAGGAUCCACCGAGUUCGGGAGAGAAGCAUUUGAGCUCGGCUAAACUCAGGGAAAUGAGCGGAAACGACAUAUUUGCAGACGGGAAGUCGGAAUCGAGGGACUAUUUCGGAGGAGUUAGGAAGCCGCCGGGCGGUGAGAGCAGCAUUGCUUUGGUCUGAUACUCUCUCUCUUUCUCAGUAGUGAGUGACCUUAGAGUUUAACGAUGUGGGUUUUCUUGGAGUCUUUUUAACUAAAAUAUGUCUGUGUUGUUGUUGCUAUUGUUGUCUGUUUCAGACUGUAGAAGGACUUUGUCUUCGUUAUGUGUGUUUUCAGUUUCAGUUUUUCUA
Tarenaya hassleriana is the source of this 1163-nucleotide messenger RNA. RefSeq lists its product as uncharacterized. The transcript is spliced from 5 exons. The coding region runs from base 69 to 995 and encodes 308 amino acids. NCBI's taxonomy places the organism in Eukaryota, Viridiplantae, Streptophyta, Magnoliopsida, Brassicales, Cleomaceae. The record is from RefSeq and is a predicted model, not a curated record.